UCUCUGCCUUCUUGAGGAGCCGUUGGGAGCCCGAGCCCGGCUAGGGCGCCCGACUCCUUUCAGUCCUAGGGAGCGUAACGCUGGUGGGGUGUGAGGCGUCGCUCGGUGCCGACCCCGGUCCGGUGGAAUGGGGAGUCAGUCCUAGAUCUGGGGAAACAGUUUUGAAAAUGCUGUCUGGACUCUUUCGAAUGCAUGGCCUCUUUGUGGCCUCCCACCCAUGGGAGGUCAUUGUGGGAACUGUAACUCUUACCAUCUGUAUGAUGUCCAUGAAGAUGUUCACUGGUAAUGACAAGAUAUGUGGCUGGAAUUAUGAAUGCCCUAAAUUUGAAGAAGAUGUUUUGAGUAGUGAUAUCAUAAUACUGACAAUCACACGCUGUAUAGCAAUCCUUUAUAUAUACUUCCAGUUUCAGAAUCUGAGACAGCUUGGAUCAAAAUAUAUUUUAGGUAUUGCUGGACUCUUCACAAUCUUCUCAAGUUUUGUCUUCAGUACGGUGGUGAUUCAUUUCCUUGAUAAGGAAUUGACAGGCUUGAAUGAAGCCCUGCCAUUCUUCUUGCUUCUGAUUGACCUGUCCAGAGCCAGCGCAUUAGCCAAAUUUGCACUCAGCUCCAAUUCACAGGAUGAAGUAAGAGAGAAUAUUUCACGUGGAAUGGCAAUCCUGGGCCCUACAUUUACACUUGAUGCCCUCGUUGAGUGUCUUGUCAUUGGUGUUGGUACAAUGUCUGGAGUGAGACAGCUCGAAAUCAUGUGCUGUUUUGGCUGCAUGUCUGUCCUUGCCAACUACUUUGUCUUCAUGACCUUCUUUCCUGCAUGUGUGUCCCUAGUAUUAGAGCUUUCACGGGAAAGUCGUGAAGGCCGUCCCAUAUGGCAGCUUAGCCACUUUGCUCGUGUUCUUGAAGAAGAAGAAAACAAACCUAACCCUGUAACACAGAGGGUCAAAAUGAUUAUGUCUCUAGGUUUGGUUCUUGUUCAUGCUCACAGUCGCUGGAUAGCAGAACCAUCUGCUCAGAACAGCACAGCAGAAAUUUCUAUGGGACUGGAUGAAAAUGCACCAAAGAGAAUUGAGCCUAAUGUUUCUCUGUGGCAAUUCUAUCUUUCCAGAAUGGCAAGUAUGGACAUUGAGCAAGUAAUUACCCUUGGUUUAGCUCUUCUCCUUGCUGUCAAAUACAUCUUCUUUGAACAGACAGAGAUGGAAUCCACACUGUCAUUGAAAAAUCCUAUAACAUCCCCAUUAGUGAUCCAAAAAAUAAAUCCUGAAAACUGCUGCAGAAAACAAUCUAUACCGUUACUAAAUAAUCCUAACUCCAGAAAAGUAGAUGUUCUUACUGCCAAAGAUAGAAAAGAUGAAACUAUAAAGCCUGUGCUUCCAGAGUCACCAGCAAAGGCCACAUUUGUGGUUGGUAGCUCUGCUCCUGAAGAAACAUCCUCAAUCAGCAAUAGAAAAGAGACUGGAAUUGAUUUGCCUAAACAGCAACGCUCUGUUGAAGAAUGUCUCAGCAUAUUUCAGAAUGGCAAGAUGGGUGUAAAGUUUCUUACUGAUGCUGAGGUUGUUAGUUUAGUCAAUGCAAAGCAUAUUCCUGCUUACAAACUAGAAACUUUGAUGGAAACCAAGGAACGUGGCGUGUCUAUUCGUAGACAAAUGUUAUCUCAGAAGCUUCCUGAACCUUCUUCCAUACAGUGUCUUCCUUACAAGAACUACGAUUAUUCUAUGGUAUUGGGUGCCUGCUGUGAAAAUGUGAUUGGAUACAUGCCAAUCCCUGUGGGAGUGGCUGGCCCCCUUCUUCUGGACAAGAAAGAGUUUCAAAUUCCAAUGGCAACAACAGAAGGUUGUCUAGUUGCAAGCACAAAUAGAGGGUGCAGAGCAAUAUGUCUUGGUGGAGGUGCCAGUAGCCGUGUUCUGGCAGAUGGAAUGACCCGAGGGCCUGUGGUAAGGCUACCCACUGCCUGCCAAUCUGCAGAAGUGAAGGCUUGGCUUGAAACACCAGAAGGGUUUAAGAUUGUCAAAGAUGCAUUUGAUAGCACAAGCAGGUUUGCUCGUCUACAAAGACUUCAUAUCUGUUUGGCUGGCCAUAACCUUUAUAUUCGCUUCCAAUCUAAAACUGGUGAUGCAAUGGGAAUGAAUAUGAUUUCAAAAGGUACUGAGAAGGCACUUGCAAGACUUCAAGAAGAGUUUCCUGAUCUCCACAUUGUAGCAGUUAGUGGUAACUACUGUACAGAUAAAAAACCGGCUGCUAUAAACUGGAUAGAGGGGAGAGGGAAGUCAGUGGUCUGUGAAGCAGUCAUUCCAGCAAAGGUUGUUAAAGAAGUGCUGAAGACCACCACGGAGGCCAUGAUUGAAGUCAAUAUAAACAAGAAUUUGGUUGGCUCUGCAAUGGCUGGCAGCAUAGGUGGCUACAAUGCUCAUGCAGCAAACAUUGUUACUGCCAUGUAUAUUGCGUGUGGGCAGGAUGCAGCCCAAAAUAUCAGCAGCUCAAACUGUAUCACACUGAUGGAAUCAGCUGGUCCUACCAAUGAAGAUCUGUACAUCAGUUGCACAAUGCCCUCAAUAGAACUUGGGACUGUGGGUGGAGGAACCAAUUUGUUACCACAGCAGGCUUGUUUACAGAUGUUGGGGGUGCAAGGAGCAAGUACAGACAACCCUGGAGAAAAUGCCCGUCAGCUUGCCAAAAUCGUGUGUGCUACAGUAAUGGCAGGAGAGCUCUCCCUAAUGGCUGCCUUAGCUGCUGGGCAUUUGGUCAAAAGCCACAUGAUCCACAAUAGAUCAAAAAUAAAUCUACAAGACCUUCAAAGAACAUGCACCAAGAAAGCUGUUUGAAUAUUGACAGAAACUUGAAGCAAAGCAUUGCUAUGGCAAAUCAACAAGUGAAAAGAAACAGCACAUGAUCUGUGAAAUUUAGAAGGAAGAUAAUAUUCAAAUACAGUGAAUUGUUGGAAAGACACUUAAGAGGAUCAGUGGACAUGUAGUCUACACAUGGCUUGCUGCAUCCUCCCCCCCCCCUUUGUUUGCCAUAAAGGGAUGCUUCUCUAUGGGAAAUACUUCAGAUGGUUUUACUUUGGAAUGGGAUUCUAGCUUGUCUGGAUUUAAAACAUUUUAUAGAGUGGGGUUUCAGGUAGUUUAUCCAACCUAUCCAAAAAGACCAGCCUCUGUUCUUUUUGGAGUGAAAAGAAUUCUGGGUGGUCUACUACUGAGAAGAAAUACAAGUUCUGUAACUUAUUGUUUUUGGUACUGUUUUCAAACCAGUCUACUCAAUUAGUUGCUUUGCAAUGUUGUGUUGUGAUCACUGUUUCGGGCUAACCUGGUAUGUUUUGCAUAUAAAUCUACAACAGCCACAAUCUUGGAACAUAUUACCAUUCCUUUGGGUCAAGGAAAUAGCCAGGCUCACAGCUCUACCAAAUCUAUCUCAUGUAGGCAGGGUAGGGGGUUAAAAUGGCCUUCUGUGCUUUUUUGUUCGUUUUUUGUUUUCAAAUUAGUUGUAAUUGUCUUCAAGUCUGAUCUAAUUGCUUCUUACACAAGUUUUUAAGCCUAGGAUUUAGACAUUGGGAUAAUUGAAUUGAGUCACAAUAGUAUUAUAAGCCUCUUGGAGAGCUUCACUUUCUGUUGUGCUAUAUAUACAGCUUUUUCAUGUUAGUUCUCUGACCUUUGAAGAAUAUCAAUUUCUGCAAUACAAAUGAAGUUGGUAGAGACUAUAUUUCAAGGUAUAAAACCACUGAGUUAAAAUUCUCAGGUGUUUUGUCCAGAUACUUUGUUUAUCUUGCACAGGGGUGAAAAACUUACAGGUACAAUCCACCUGGUAGUUCUCCUGGUCAAGCCCUGUAAAAAUGGCUAGCAGCUGCUCAAAAGCACUGUAUUAAUUUCAGUGGUGCUUUUCCCAGGUGAACUUCACAGUGGACUGCAUUCUUUGUAAAGUUUAAAUGUUUAGCAUUGUUUAAUGGGAAUUAAAGAAAUUCAAAUAUGUGUUUACACUAUUUCUCAAUCACCACUAAAGUAUGGUGUGAAUUUCUUGACAACCAUUAAAUUCAUGCUUCUUUAGUACUGAUAUUUUAUUUCUUUUCCUGAAGAAAUUGUAGUUUAUUUGGGGCGGGGGGAGUUCCAAGUUGCUUAAUAUUUUAAGAAAUACUAACUACAGGAUUUGAUGAAAUGAUGUCAGAAGAAAAGUGAAUGCAGCCAAGCUAGCUGCAUUUUAAUGAAGCAGACCACAGUGUUACAUAGGAGAAUCAAGCUGAAGAAGGGGAGCAGGAGUACAGAUGCAUGUCUCAGCAGUUGAACGCAAUGAUGGCUCGCUGUUCCAAGCUGGUUUGAAGACUGGGGUCCUUGAGACUUCCCAUUGGAACCCAUUGCCAGAAUCCCUUUAUGCAAAUUCAGUAGAAAUGGUGGUACUCCUUAAUUGUUAAUACAAGUCUCUAAUUUGUAUGUAUUUGUUUCAUAAAGCUAAAGCAAGUCAACACCUAUUACUUGCUAGGCAUGUGCUGUGGCUACUUGUAAAUAGCAUCAUGAAUGUCAAUCUUCAGUAUUGUCCAAACAGUUACUUUUUUCUUAUUUAUGCAGAGUUUGAACUUACUGAUUUUAUUAUUUAAUGCAACACUGAGCUAGCAAUAAAUGGUUUGUUCAGUGUCCAUUUUGGUGAAUGUAACUGACAUUCUUUCAAAAAAACAGCAACCCAUUUUGUACUAUUACAAAAUUGUGUACAUUUUGGUACAAAUACUUUUUUCAGUUUAAGUAAAACAGUGCAAAAGCAA
Messenger RNA from Elgaria multicarinata webbii, 4735 nucleotides. It is a transcript of the gene HMGCR, whose product is annotated as 3-hydroxy-3-methylglutaryl-CoA reductase. The transcript has 20 exons. The coding region runs from base 168 to 2813 and encodes 881 amino acids. The record is from RefSeq and is a predicted model, not a curated record. Gene Ontology annotation, cellular component: endoplasmic reticulum membrane; peroxisomal membrane. Gene Ontology annotation, biological process: isoprenoid biosynthetic process; coenzyme A metabolic process; sterol biosynthetic process. NCBI's taxonomy places the organism in Eukaryota, Metazoa, Chordata, Lepidosauria, Squamata, Anguidae. Gene Ontology annotation, molecular function: NADP binding; protein binding; hydroxymethylglutaryl-CoA reductase (NADPH) activity.